UCAUACCUGGCCCAGGUAACUCUCCUCAGACUUGAGUGAGUGAGUACUGAGUUCACUCUUCUCUUCUUCGUGCCCUAGUUCGACUCACCCCAAUCUCAACCACGCCUCAUCCGUCGAGCUCCUUCGUGCUCCUCUGCGCCGGCCCCUCUACUGGUGUCUCUAGUCUGGACCCCUCUCUGUUCUCACUGCCGGCUGCUCAACCGCCCCUGCCAGCUCACUGCCGUCUUCGCUGCACACUCGCCACCAGUGUGAUCUUCGCUGCCGGCUUCUCUGCUCAGUCACCACCACCAGCCACUCUUCACCUCUUUCCCCAAGCUGACGUCUCACUCAUUGCAGUCUUCAUCAACCUUGAGUGUUGCAAAUUGGUGUCCGCAGUAGGCAAUUGGUAGGAAAGUUCAGAAAAUGGUCGUGAGGAUUCGGUUAUCACGGUUCGGGUGCAAGAACAAGCCAUUCUAUCGUGUCAUGGCUGCUGAUAGCAGAUCCCCUAGAGAUGGCAAGCACCUUGAAGUUCUGGGAUACUAUAAUCCUUUGCCAGGCCAAGAUAAUGAGAAAAGAAUGGGUCUCAAUUUUGAGAGGGUCAAGUAUUGGCUCUCUGUUGGAGCUCAACCAUCAGAGCCUGUAGAACGUCUUCUGUUCCGAGCAGGGUUACUGCCUCCGCCACCAAUGCUGGCGAUGGCACGCAAGGGAGGUCCACGUGAUACACGUGCCGUGGAUGCUUUAACUGGACGCAUCCUGCACCAAGAAAAGUCAGUUGUUGCCAACAAUGAUGGAGAUGAUGGAAAACAGGAAACUCCUGAAGCUGAAAACUCCUAAAAUUCUGUUUUUAGGAUCUACUUUCCCUUAUUUUCUGUCACCAUUUUAUCCUAGACGAAUCUUGGAAAUCUAUAUUUUUAGUUGGUUUCCGAUAAACUGAAGAGAGAAAUAACUGCCAUGUGGCUGGAGAUAUCAGGUUCUUAUGUGGCUUCCUGGGUUGUAAUUAAAAGCAGAGAAGGCAAGACCAAUCAAAUUUCUAAGCUGAUAAAUAGUGUAGUACUGUAGUCGAAUCCAACUGAUUGGUUAGCUUGCUUAUGUAAUGCCCCAUAUUCUUGUUCUCUAGAAUUUAUGUAUUUUACAAUUUGCUUGCAUGAUAGCAAAAUUAGCUCACUUGA
Messenger RNA from Arachis duranensis, 1148 nucleotides. RefSeq names its product 30S ribosomal protein S16-2, chloroplastic/mitochondrial. Bases 403 to 813 code for a protein of 136 amino acids. Gene Ontology annotation, molecular function: structural constituent of ribosome. The transcript has 4 exons. Gene Ontology annotation, cellular component: small ribosomal subunit; ribosome. The record is from RefSeq and is a predicted model, not a curated record. NCBI's taxonomy places the organism in Eukaryota, Viridiplantae, Streptophyta, Magnoliopsida, Fabales, Fabaceae. Gene Ontology annotation, biological process: mitochondrial translation.